GUUUAACAUUCGUUGUGUCAGGUUGAUUUCUACAGCAGUAGUUGUCGUCGUCGUCGUCGUCGUUUUUGUCGUCAUCGUGCUUGUGUGCGGUACGGAGUGUUUGAUGGAAAAAGUUCUUAAGUUCGUACGUUCUUAGAGCAUAUGUUGUAACUGCAAUAAACUUGCAUUUUCAUUUCUAUUGUGAAGAGACGUGCAUAAUAGCAGCGCAGCGCAGCGCAAAAGAAAGAAAAAAGAAAAGAAAAGAAAAUAAAAAAACAAACGUAAAUAUGUCGCGCAAGGAUGAUCCUGUUUUUAAUGUGAAAUUCGUACAACUUAUCGAAAAGCAACCGUGCCUUUGGAAUUCCACACUUCCUGCAUAUAGUAAAAAGGAUGAAACUGAAAGAGCUUGGCAGGAAAUUGCAAGUGAAACAAAAUACUCAGUACGGAAUUGCCGUGAAAAAUGGCGUACAAUACGCAGCAGUUUUUUACGUUCACUUAAGCCAUCACGCACAUCUACAGGACGUGGUAAACGCAAAUACUACCUAUUCAAAUAUUUACAAUUUCUAGUUCCCUACACUAAAACACGCACCAAGGCUACGAGUACAAAUAUUGUGGCUGGACGAAAAACCUCUGCACCACCAAUGACACAGAUACAAAACAUGCCAUUGCCUUUAGUCAGUAGCGAAGAAACCAAAGAUUCCAUUAGUUCAGAUGUGGCCAUAGCCGAAGAUGAUGUUGUUGUUGCAUUGCAUGAAGAAACUACCCAGGAGCAAGAAUCUAUUUCACAAACACAAUUGCAAUCACAAUUAGAAGCACAAUUACAAUCACAACCGGUCCAACAACAACAGCAACAACCACAACAGCAAGUGCAGCAAGUCCAGCAAACAUGCCAACGACCCCAGCCACCUGAGAAACUGCAAUUAAGAACAUUGCAUCGCCCGCACGCACAACCGCGCCAACCACAACAAAUGGCUGUGAUCAAAAUGGAGGAAGAUUUUGUUAAUGUGGAACAGCGUCGUUGCCCCGAUAUAAGUAAUGCACAAAAUAUAAGUAGUAUUCCCAUAGAGCCAGAGAGGCCCCGCUCUUCUGCCAUUGAUUUAACAGAAUUCGCUGAAUUUAUAAAAUCAAAAUACGAACCUCAUAAUCGACGUGAGGUUCUGCCGCAAUCCCCUGAUGCUGAUCAAUCAUUUUUAAAUAGUUUGCUUCCAUACAUGAAAGAGAUGACUGGGAAAAAAAAUCUUCGCUUUAAACAAGAUGUUUUGGCUCUAAUAUACAGAAUAUUGGAGGGUGACGAAUGAGUAUGCACAAAUCAAAUAUUUGUUAUGUUUUUUAGAUAUAUAUUAGAAGUUGAUAUAUCACAAUAUAGAUUUUUAUUAAUUGUUUUAUGUAAAUCACAUACAUAUAUAUAACGAAAAAUAAAAAUUUAUUUUG
This is a messenger RNA of Teleopsis dalmanni, 1410 nucleotides long. RefSeq lists its product as uncharacterized. Gene Ontology annotation, cellular component: transcription regulator complex; nucleus. Lineage: Eukaryota; Metazoa; Arthropoda; Insecta; Diptera; Diopsidae. The transcript is spliced from 2 exons. Bases 267 to 1277 code for a protein of 336 amino acids. The record is from RefSeq and is a predicted model, not a curated record. Gene Ontology annotation, molecular function: DNA binding. Gene Ontology annotation, biological process: regulation of transcription by RNA polymerase II.